Molecule: messenger RNA, 2103 nt
Organism: Cydia pomonella (codling moth)
Lineage: Eukaryota; Metazoa; Arthropoda; Insecta; Lepidoptera; Tortricidae
Product: zinc finger protein 93-like
Exons: 2
Coding region: 406-2067 (553 amino acids)
Biological process (GO): regulation of transcription by RNA polymerase II
Cellular component (GO): nucleus
Molecular function (GO): DNA-binding transcription factor activity, RNA polymerase II-specific; RNA polymerase II transcription regulatory region sequence-specific DNA binding
Source: RefSeq, a predicted model, not a curated record
CCUUUAUUUCCACGAUAAUUAAAAUUCAUACAAACUUUUGUAUUUUGAUAACAUCGAAAGACCCAUCAUAAAACAUGUUUGUUAACAAAAAUGUUAUAUUGUAUGUCUAUGACAAAAAUAGAAAUUGACUUUAAUUUUAAAUGGCCGCCAGUUUAGCCUUUUUUUUAAAUCUUUAUUUAUUUAUUGAGGGUUUUUAAAGAAAUGCCACCCUCAUAGUGGCUCUCUAACAAAGCCUAGCCUAGCUUGCUUGAGUUGCUAGUUGCUAGCUAGCUGCUGUCACAUUACAGUUGAAGUGGAACGCACUUAUCAUUAUCAGUCAGCUUAUCACUCUAAAUUAUUUGGAUACUGUUAUCAACAUUGUGAAGCAAUGUGUAAUAUUAUGUUUGAAAGCUACAAACACAAAUCAUGGAAAAAAUAGCAAGAAAUGUUGCUAAGCCAGACGUUGUGAAAAAUUUGAAGACCAUUCUUCAAUGCACAACUUUUUGCGCUCUUUGUUUUGAUACCAAAGAAGACAAGAAAGAAGAAUUAUUACAUUUAGACCAUUCUCUGGUAUUGGAAAACUUAGAACGAGAAAAGAUAACUCUCAGAGAACUACUGGAAGCUAUAUUUGGAAAUAUUCAAGACUUAGUUACAAGUGACUACAUCUGCGUACCAUGCAAAUCCCUAGCAUACAGCAGUUAUGCUUUCAUUCACAAUACCAAAAAAAAUGUCCACAUCUACAACAAGUACCUCAAGCAACUUCUCAAGGAGACCUCGGAACUGUCUGUCAACUACAGCAAUGAUUGGAAAAGAGCUGUAAUUGUUUUAGACAAUUAUGAGAAAAUAGAACCUAAAUCCAAAAAAAUUGAACAAUAUAUUUGUGAUACGUGUGGGAAAAAUUAUACCAGGAAGAGUUUUCUGAUAAAACACUUAAAAAGACACAAAACUGAUUCUAAAAGUUUCAGCUGUCCUCACUGUGAUAUAUGGCCGUGCAUACAUGAGGAAUACAUACUUGCCUUCAAUGAACAGCAACAGUUGAAAACUAAAUCCAUGUCUUGUUUAUGUGGGUAUAAAUUUGGCCAAACCCUGCCUUAUCUUAUUACUCAUGUUAAUAAAGAUCAUUUAGAUAUAAAGCCAAAUAUUUGUAAAUGUGGAAAGUCAUUUUACUUACAAAAGCAAUAUUGGAAACAUUUUGAAUACUGUUGUAACAAGUAUGCUUGCAAAUCAUGUUUCCACAUGUUUGCAAAUAUAAAGCUGCUAGAGACACAUAUGGAAACUUGUGGAACUGAAAAACUGUUUAAAUGCGGUAUUCGUUCAAAAACUAAACUUCACACGGCUAUAUAUACUAGCAGUCACCCUAAAAAACUUGCUAAAGUCAGAAGGAACAGAAUAUACAAAUGUCUUAUAUGCGAUAAAGCUAUGAAAACUAAGUUGGAAUUACGCUCACAUAUAAACAAUAAGCAUGAAAAGAAGCCUAACUUAUGUUUGUACUGCAAUAAACAGUACAAUUCUAGACAGCAAUAUCUAGAACAUGUUCAAAGUGAUGAACAUAAAAACAACAUACCAUAUGCUUUCAAGCAUCACUGUACUCAUUGUGACUACUCUGCAAAUACUCUAGACAUGCUAAAAGCGCACAUAAAUAGAAUUCAUCUGAAUAUCCGACCAUUUGAAUGUGAACAUUGCCAUAAACGAUACUUCGACAGUACGCAACUGAAAAACCAUGUGAAAACGCACACUGGGCAACGGAAACCGAAAGUCUGCGACAUAUGUGGGGCUAAUUUAUCCGGUCCGACAGCUUUAAAGAAGCAUAGAAGAUUACAUACUGGUGAAAAUCCUUAUUCUUGUCCGUAUUGUGAAGUUAAAACUAACUGUGCGAGUACUUUAAAAACUCAUAUAAUGCGGAAGCAUAUGGAACCAACCAUACAGUGCCCGCUUUGCGACCUGAAGUUCCAUACAAUGAACAAUGCUAGAGGACAUGUAAGAAAGACACACUGGAAGAGUAAAGAGAAGUUUGAUUAUACCAAGCUAAAGGGACUGUCGCCGGAUGAUUAUGAUUUCUUUAGAGAUAGGAGAAAGGCUGUUGUGUAAUAUAAACUUUAGUGUGAUGAAAAUAAAGAUCAUGCA